Messenger RNA from Trifolium pratense (red clover), 1835 nucleotides. RefSeq names its product WAT1-related protein At5g40240-like. The transcript is spliced from 7 exons. Gene Ontology annotation, cellular component: plasma membrane. Gene Ontology annotation, molecular function: transmembrane transporter activity. Bases 258 to 1364 code for a protein of 368 amino acids. The record is from RefSeq and is a predicted model, not a curated record. NCBI's taxonomy places the organism in Eukaryota, Viridiplantae, Streptophyta, Magnoliopsida, Fabales, Fabaceae.
AUAUAUAAAAUUUUAACUACAAAAAACGUAUUGUUACGCGUACAAUUGCACACCCUAAACAUGUUCAGGACACCGUCAGUGUAAUUCUACAGUCUCAUACUAUUGAUUGUGGUAUGUUUAAGGUGUAAAUUUUUUGAAAAACUCUUAUUGGUUUCUGGUAAAUUUUCUAGAUUAUAUAUAAUGAAUAGUAAAUAUAGUAUAUGAAAUUUGAAGUGUACUAAAGGGUAUCUGUAAGACAGAAGUCUUGGCUGUAAGGUAUGGACAGAAGGUACUGUUACAAAGAUUUGCUACCUUUUAUGGUUCUUGUUGGCAAUGAAUGCAUCAUAACAGGAGUAUACACUUUGUUCAAAGCAGCAACUUUGCAAGGAAUGAGUAAAUAUGUCUUUGUUGCUUAUUCUUAUACUGUAUCAACUAUCUUCCUCUUUCCUGUGUAUUUUUUUUAUAGAAGAUCAAGAGUGGUUCCUCAACUCCGUUUCUCCAUCUUAUUUAAAAUUGCACUUCUUGGAGUCAUAGGAUGUUCAGCUCAGAUUAUGGGGUAUGCUGGCAUCAGUUACAGUUCUCCUACACUUUCCUCUGCAAUUGGAAAUCUAAUUCCUGCUUUCACAUUCAUGUUAGCUGCCAUUUGCAGGAUGGAAAAGUUAGCUAUAAAAAGUAGAACUACACAAGCUAAGGUUUUGGGAAGCAUUAUAUCAAUAUCAGGUGCAUUUAUAGUGACUUUCUACAAAGGAAAAUCAAUUAUCAUUGCUCAUAUUUCCUCUUCCUUUUAUCUUCAACACUCCUCAAAUGGCAUUCUUGCAUCAGUAGAUAUAAAUUGGUCCAUUGGUGGCCUUUUGCUGACAGUAUCCAAUAUACUACUUACCAUAUGGUUCAUUGCUCAGGUUGAAAUCAUGAAGGAGUUUCCAGAUGAACUAACUUUGGUCUUCUUUCACAACUUAUUUGCAACCAUUUUGGCUUUAGGUGUAGGUUUAUUAGCAGAGACAAAUAGUAGUCUUUGGAAUAUAAGACUAGACAUAUCACUGAUCUCUAUUGUCUGCACGGGAAUAUUUGGCAAGUUCCUGAGUAGUGCAGUAUAUGCUUGGGCAAUACACUUAAAGGGUCCUGUAUAUGCAACAAUGUUCAAGCCACUUUCAAUUAUUAUUGCUGUUGUCAUGGGUAUGGUGUUCCUUGGUGAUACUCUUCAUAUUGGAAGUAUAAUUGGAGCCACAGUAAUCUCAAUUGGUCUUUAUGCUGUAUUAUGGGGAAAAACAUCAGAAGAUAUAAAGAAGGAUAUUGUUGGUACCUUUGAGUCACCAGAGAAUGCACCUCUGUUGCAAGGUUAUAGAACUUAUCAAACCUUUGAAAAGAAAACAGUUGCAAAUGUUUAGAAACACGGUCAUCAAAUCGAGAUUCAAUCAUGACUCAAAAGCCCUAUACACCAAAUCAUGAAUCGUAAGAUACAUGCGUUACACGCAAUGAAAGUAUGAUAUUUUAAGUAAAAACAAGUGAAAUAUGUAAAUAGUGUAAGUUGAUAUAUCAUAUUCAAACUUCGAAAUAAAUGGAGAUUUAAGUCAUAAACCAAAAUGGCAAAAGAAAUAGGUUUAUUGUCCAAAGUUGUCAAAAAAAAGUGUGGCCGGCUACGUACACAGGUUUAAUUUAAGGGAAACUAGUGAUUCAUCUGAAUUUAUCGGGAUUCGUGUCUAAAGUGUAUAUGUAGAACAGUUAAUAUUGACAUGAUUUAGUUUUAUUUCGAAUCGAGAUACACCUUUGACACCAUGUAUAGUAUGGCAUUGAUAGCCAUGUUUAAAAAGACAAGUAAAAAUUCUUCACCUUCAUUAAAACAUGAAGUGAAGUUUCCA